AGAGGAAAUAGCCGUGGGUUGACUGUCGAACGCUCUUACCUGCGGUAUUCCAACGUUAUUUUCUUCAGUUUGAAAAUUCCGUGAAAUUGUGUUUUCUAUUUCAUCAUAAAAUGACUUUAACCUUUAUCUUCAGCAUAAGUUUACGACUAUUUACUGAUAAAAUGGUACUCUACUACAGUGGAAGGGAUUAGUUCGAACGGAAUUCCAGUCUACAGGUGUUCAAAGCGUGAUUUCUACUUGACCUAAAGGUGUGUGUUCGACUAGCAGGGCCCCAUUAUGGUGACUCUCAGAUUUGCUGUUAUAACCCAAUUUCUUUUCGUCCUGGCCCAUCGACUUUCAUGGGCAUUUGCUUCUAAUGGAUGUCCGAAUGAAUUUCAAGAUAUGUGUGACUGUGGUUUCGUAUCAUAUGGUCAUGGAAGGAAACUGACCUAUGUUGUGAACUGCACAAAUGCCGGUUUUGACAAUACUAUGAUGCUAAGAAGUUUACCUCCUUCGACCGAAGUACUAAUUUUUGUAGGAAAUGAAAUAAAAGAUCUGCCACUUAACGUCUUUGGACAGGAAACAGUGUAUGACAAACUGCAUACAAUUGAUUUUUCGAAUAAUCAUAUCCAGACCAUAAAAGGAAGGACUUUUCAUAAUGUAGCAAAUGUGACAAAGUUGAUUUUGAAUGAUAACGAUCUCUACAUUGUUUCUAAGGACCAUCAUCCUAGAAUGUUCAGUAACUUUGUGAACUUGAGAGAACUACAUCUCAGGAACGCUUUUACUGAAAAAAUUAAAGCGGGCGAUUACUUGAAUAACUUAGCGGAAAUUUUUGAAAAUAGCUCUUUGAAUCAUUUGCGUGUUCUUAAUAUGGAAAACAAUGAAAUUUCUGGUAUUUAUCACGGUGAGUUUUGCUCCUUACCCGCUUUAGAAGAAUUGUAUUUGGCCGACAAUCACCUGAAAGACAUUCCAAUGAAUUUUUCAUGUUUAAAAUAUUUGAAAGUACUUGAUGUUGGCAAUAAUUUUGUUCCAUAUCUUAGUGAUCAAACUAUUAAAAGUUUAGAAAAAACAAAACAUUUAAAAUUGAAUUUAACCGCGAAUCCCUUUAAAUGUGAUUGUGGAAUGAUUAAUACUUACAAUUGGAUGACAAGUACUUCAUUGAAUUUAAUAAAUAAAGAACAUUUUUACUGCUUUGAAGGGUUUCCUCCGAAUGUAGGAAAGACAGUGUUGUCUAUACAUCCUAGUGAUUUUCAGUGCGUUCCUACAUUAAUUCAAAUUGAAUACCAUUCAUCUGCUUCCAUCAUAUUGACUAUUGGUCUGCUGUGCUUAGUAAUUUUCUUGGGUCUGCUUAUUUACAAAAACAGAGUAACUGUGGGUACUUACAUGCAUCGUGCCUUUCAGCCAAUUAGAAGUAAAUUUCACUACGUAUCACUGGAAAGGAGAGAUGGUACGAUGGAUGUUUAGGAACAAUUUUUUUUUAAAAAAAGGUCAAUUUAGCUUUUAUUUUGUUGUAUUUUUUUACCUGAAUAAUAAAAUUUUAGUCAUUCUUAAGUGA
Argiope bruennichi is the source of this 1534-nucleotide messenger RNA. Its product is annotated as phospholipase A2 inhibitor-like. Gene Ontology annotation, molecular function: protein binding. The coding region runs from base 277 to 1443 and encodes 388 amino acids. Gene Ontology annotation, cellular component: membrane. NCBI's taxonomy places the organism in Eukaryota, Metazoa, Arthropoda, Arachnida, Araneae, Araneidae. The transcript has a single exon. The record is from RefSeq and is a predicted model, not a curated record.